This is a messenger RNA of Bactrocera tryoni, 1996 nucleotides long. It is a transcript of the gene hh, whose product is annotated as protein hedgehog. Lineage: Eukaryota; Metazoa; Arthropoda; Insecta; Diptera; Tephritidae. The coding region runs from base 20 to 1600 and encodes 526 amino acids. The transcript is spliced from 3 exons. Gene Ontology annotation, biological process: regulation of gene expression; smoothened signaling pathway; multicellular organism development. The record is from RefSeq and is a predicted model, not a curated record. Gene Ontology annotation, molecular function: calcium ion binding; patched binding.
AAUAUUUCAUAAAAUAAAAAUGUUCGAACCCGCUCUCAUGCCAUAUUCCGUUUAUAAUAUUGAGCAACGCCUGCAACUGCCCAACACUAACGAAAAGUGUUGUAAAAUUUGCAAAAAACUACCGGAACGCAAGAAGCGCAGUCGCGCGGCUAAGCAGAUCAUGUCCAACAACAAUAGCAACACCGUGCAACAACCGCAGGUCGCACCGCCCGCAGCCAGUGCGCUUCAUAUAAGGCUGUCAAUUACCGCAACUGAGCUGCCAGUUUCCGCCGGUACUCGGGUCAACAGCGCCCACAAAGCAGAUCACAACACACCAAUUAUUAAUGUAGCCGACAUUGCGCAAAGCCGCCGCCUAACACUGCGUCGCCUAUGCGCUGUGCUGCUAAUCUGCACGCUCUUCACCGCUGCGGAGGGCUGUGGUCCGGGUCGGGGUAUUGGUGGGCCGCGUAAAUAUCGCAAAUUGACGCCGCUGGUUUUCAAACAGCACGUACCGAAUAUGUCCGAGCGCACGUUGGGCGCUUCCGGUCUCAACGAGGGCCCCAUUAAGAAAAAUUCACCGAAAUUUAAGGACUUGGUGCCGAACUACAAUAGCGAUAUUAUAUUUAAGGAUGAUGAAGGCACCGGCGCUGAUCGCCUGAUGUCAAGGCGCUGCAAAGAAAAACUCAAUAUACUCGCCGUUUCUGUGAUGAAUCAAUGGCCGCGCGUGCGUUUGCGCGUCAUCGAAAGUUGGGAUGAGGAUAAUGCGCAUCACGUCGACUCCUUACACUAUGAGGGGCGUGCCGUCGAUAUAACAACAUCCGAUCGUGAUACCAGUAAAUAUGGCAUGUUGGCGCGUUUGGCGGUCGAAGCCGGUUUUGAUUGGGUCUACUAUGAGAGUCGAGCGCAUAUACAUUGCUCAGUGAAGUCAGAUUCACAACAGCUACCACACGUGAGCGGUUGCUUUGCGGCCGACAGCAGCGUACUACUCGAGAAUGGAGAACGCAAAACGUUGCGCGACUUGAAUAUCGGUGAACGUGUGCUCACCAUGGAUGCUGCGGGUCAACCCGUCUACAGCGAAGUGAUACUCUUCUUGGAUCGCAAUUUGGAGCAAGUGGAGAAUUUCGUACAGAUACAUACAGUUGGUGGCGCCACGUUGACAGUGACGCCGGCACAUUUAGUAUUAGUUUGGCAUCCGACCGAACAGCGAUUGGAGUAUAUGUUCGCCGAUCGUGUGCAGGAGAAUGAUUAUGUGUUGGUGCACGAUCAGUAUGGCCGCUUGAGUCCACAGCGGGUGCAGCGUUUGAAGGUGGCGCAUCGGCCGGGUGUGGUGGCGCCACUUACACGCACCGGUACAAUAGUCGUCGACUCGGUGACGGCUUCUUGCUACGCUGUGGUGAAUAGCCAAAAGUUGGCACAUUGGGGCUUAGCGCCCAUGCGUCUGUUGGCGACUAUGCGUGCGUGGCUGCCCGACAGCAACGAUGUGACGCCGGUGCAAGCGAAGAGUGUCGCUGGCAACUCAACGGUGUCGGCGACGACGCGGACGAAAGGUAUACAUUGGUAUGCGCGAUUCUUGUAUGCCCUUAAGGAUAUUGUGUUGCCGCAGGAGUGGCGUUACCAAUGACCUGGUGGACGCGUUGCUUAAACUGUUGGCUAUAUGUAAGAUGUGAUGGCAAGGUUUCGGUGUCAUUUUUGGCCUAACGGCUGCUUCGUCCACUCGCGAAGUGUCGUUCUUAGGCGCAAUCUGGCAUCACCAUUAAAUUAAAAAUGAAUACUUGGUAAGCGAUUUAAGUACUUUAUUGGAAAAAUUGUUGACCCCACAUGCUUAUUAAAGUAGUUUAUUGAUUAAUUAGUUCAUAAGUAGGAAAUCUUUUAAUUAUUUUAUUUAAACAAUCAAUUAACUAAUGUGUGAAAGUAGGUCAGUGUUAUGUCAUGCAAAAAAUAUUUAGUUUUUAAUUGCAAAUUAAACUAACUAUUUACUGGUAUUUAACUUAUUCGUGUAUGUAUGUGUAUGUAUGUG